Messenger RNA from Columba livia (rock pigeon), 2401 nucleotides. Its product is annotated as arf-GAP with SH3 domain, ANK repeat and PH domain-containing protein 2-like. The transcript is spliced from 6 exons. The record is from RefSeq and is a predicted model, not a curated record. NCBI's taxonomy places the organism in Eukaryota, Metazoa, Chordata, Aves, Columbiformes, Columbidae. Bases 1904 to 2311 code for a protein of 135 amino acids.
CUGCCCCCGUCUCGCUGGCCAGGCCCAAGGGACAGAAGGUCAAGGCAGAGCGCAAGGAGCUGGGGAAGCAGCAGGAGCCGACCCAGGCCGAGCUGGAGCAGUUUGCGGCUGAGUACGUGAAUAACUUGGUGAGGGAGACAGCGCAGCAGCUGCAGGCAGAGCAGCCGGACGAGCCGAGGGUGACGGUGCAGAGCGGGGGACACGAGCACGCAGGGUGCCACUUCUGCAGCCCGGACACCAGGGUGCUGCUGGGGAAGCUCCUCCAGCGCUGCAAGAAGCUCGAGGAGCAGGUGGAGUCCCUGGCCCAGAAGGCGGGCGGCAAGGUGGAAAAUUAUCCAAAGUGGAGGAGACAGGUAAGGAGAUGCGGUGUAGGGGGCUUGAGCUGCCAGGACCCCCCAGGCAUUUCUGCUUGGCUGUAACGUAGGGGAGCCCCUCGCUGCCCCCCUAAUUGGCUUGUCGGAGUCAGAAGAAUGGAAGGGAAUUAAAGCCUUUGAGCAAAUGUCCUGCUUGCACUGAGAGCCCGUGGCCAUCAGCCAAAAUACCCUGGGUCUGUCCCCGCGGGGCAGCCACCCCCUUGCUCAGCACCGCCUUGUCCUCUUAGUCCCUGCAGCAGGACGAGCAGAUCAAGUGCCUCCAGGCCAGCAUCAUGCAGCUCCAAAAGGACUAUGAGAAGUUCAGCUCGGCCCUUGCAAACCUCCAGCAGGAUCGCCAGCAGGAGCAGAAUGACAUCAAGGUGGGUGGCUGAAAGCCCCAAGCAGAGCCCAGGCUGGGACCCCAAGGGGUCUGUCCCCCUGCCACCCUGCUCGCAGCCCUGCACAGCUUCCCAGUGCCUUUCCUGGAGGUUUCUGAUGGGGUGGGGAGGCAGGGGGUGCUCGGCUGGCCGGGGGGCAGCUCACGGGCUGCUGUCUGCCUUGGAAGGCUCUGUCCCAGGCCCUGGAGAGAAUCAAGAAGCAGAAAGCAGACAAGGAGGAGCUGCUGGUGCUGGGAAUCGAUGAGGUACGGGCUCGAGGGGCCCUGGUGUUUUGGGCCAAGGGUGUUUUGGGCAGGGUGACAAACACCCCUUGUCCCUUGGGUGCUGGCUGGCAGAACCAGCCAGGUGGGGGGAGGAUUUCCAGCCCGGCUGCAGGUCCCAAGCCAGGUCCCUCUGUCACUGCAAGUCCCUUCGGCUGGCGGGACCAACCCCACAGGGGUGAUGGGGUGAACAGGGCCAAGUCUCCCACUCCUGUUGUCACUCCAUCCUGUCUGCAACCACUCUCCUGUCUUUCCCCAUUGCUAGAAAGCAGACAAAGACAAAGUCAGUCGCAGCCAGUUUGAGGCGUGUGUGGAGCAGCUGAACAAGGUGAUGGAGGAGGUGACGGUCCAGGAGAAGUUCUUGCACCGGUUCCAGCAAGAGCUCCAGAGACAGAUGGACUGCAAGCUGGACCGCCGGGAGCUGGGGGCAUUCCAGCAGCAGCAGGAGGAGCGGUGGAAGAACCUCAGCGGGCAGCUCCAGGAGAAGGCGCUGAAGCCAGAGCGUGACAGUGCCGCUGGGAUUAGGAAGUGAGUGCGAUGGGGACAGUGGUGGCUUUGGCAGUGCUGGCCCUGUUCCUGCUGGCUGUCCCGGCUCGUGCCGGUGUGGUACCUGGCGUGGACGCCAUGUGGGCAGCGCCCCUGGGGAUGCUGAGCAAGUGGCUGUGCCUUGUGCUCCUGCCAGCUGCAGCUUCGCAGCGAUAGAGGCGGCACAAUGAGGGGGCACGUGUGGGAGGAGCCCUCCUGAACCAGUCUUGGGGGGUGGGUGCAGAGGCUUUUUGUGGCUGGUGUGCAGGUGGGGCUGUGCCCCCCAGGAGCUCCCCAGCCCUUUUCUCCCCCCUCCAGGCAGCUGCUGCCUGGUUUCCAUUGCCUGUCCUGUGACCGGCCCCUCAACAUGCUGGCGCCUGGACCGGAGCGGACGGGCGAGUGCAGAUACCCCACUGUUCCGCGGAGCUGUGGGGGCCCACACACUGUCAGGCCCCCGCGCUUCCAGCCCCAACCGCCCAGCACCCCACGGCCAUCCCAACCCAGUGCCCGCCGCCCCAACAAGAAGGACGCGAUGCAUCUGUCGGGCCAGGACGGCACUGAUGGGAACCAACCGAACAAGCAGCCGUCUGUAACGGAGAGCCCUGGGCUGCCCUCAAGGCAAAGGGGGAUGCCAGACACCACAACCUCGAGCAGCCAGCCAAGCACCGCCUCCCCGCUGCUGUUAGCCGUGCUGAAGUGCCAACCAGCCUCAUCUCCCGGACGCCUCACCCAGGCACCGAAGCUGCUGCCACACCGCAUUAAAUCAGCGCCCUGACAGCCGGGCAGGACGGGGGUCCCGGCCCCGGUCCCACCGCCCCGGGCGCUGAGCAGGCAGCAGCUGCAAUAAAUGGCGAUGGGCAACCAA